UACAAACAGGAUCUCUCUUUACUGAACAAAGGGUUUGAAGGUUCAUCACUCACCACAAUCACAAUCAUGUACUCCCUGGGAAGAUUACAGCUUCAUCACCAGCCAGCCCACCUUCCCUUCACUCACACCUCUUCAUCCUUCCCGAAACAAUCCUCACUCUCAAUCCGACCAAACCCCUCUUUCAAAUACCCUUCUCUCCAAGCUUCUUCUUCUUCCAAACCUCAAAACUUCAUCCUCAUCCCUCUCCAAAAGUCCGCUCCUUUCCGCUUCCUCAAGUCCACAUGCAUCACUCUAACAACCGCCGCUGCUCUCCUCUCCCUCAAACCCCCGGCCAUCGCAGCCCCCGUCAGGCCUCCGACCACCAUGGAAGAAAAAGAAAAAGCCCUCGAAGAGCAAUUAGCAGCUCACCCUCAUGACGUCGACACUCUCCGUUCUUUAAUGGAGGCAAAAUUCAGAUCUGGAGAGUUCACAGACGCUAUAAAACUAACCGACCGUCUGAUAAAACUUGAACCGGACGAACCCAAGUGGCCGGUUCAGAAAGCCAAAUGCUUUUUAUACAGCGGAGAUAAAGAAUCAGCUAAAAGCGUAUACCAAGAGAUUCUAGCGAAAGACCCUCUUCGCCCUGAAGCUCAUCACGGCUUGUGUAUGGCUUCUUCCGAUGAAGGUCUUGAUUGGAAAAAAGUAGAGAGUAUAAUCGAGGAAGCAAUGCUGAGUUGCAGAAAGGAGAAUAGGCACAAGGAGUAUCGUGGGUUUAAGCUUCUUAUGGCUCAGAUUCGUGUGGUUAGAGGGAAACAUGGUGAAGCGCUGAAGCUUUACGAAGAGCUUGCGGAAGAAGAGCCAGGAGAUUUCUGGCCUUAUUUUUGUCAAGGAGCUAUCUACACUUUGCUGAACAAGGAAGACAAGGCGGAGGAGCAGUAUCUCAAGUUUAAGAAACUUGUGCCCGAGAAUUAUAAUUACAUAGAGGAUUUCUUGGUAAGUAAUCUGUUUGCAGGAGAGCUUUUCUCUGCAAUGGAGAGACGAUCAGGUUCAAAGAGUUGAAUUGGUGGGAUUGUCUGUAUGAUUUGAUUUUGAAUCAUAAUCUACUCUCAAAGUACAUCUUGUUCAUUAGUUGUACACACAUGAGACUAGUUACUUCUUUUCAUAUAAAACGCAUGGAUAUUCUAAUUGGGUGGA
Brassica rapa (field mustard) is the source of this 1173-nucleotide messenger RNA. RefSeq names its product protein SLOW GREEN 1, chloroplastic-like. Lineage: Eukaryota; Viridiplantae; Streptophyta; Magnoliopsida; Brassicales; Brassicaceae. Gene Ontology annotation, molecular function: protein binding. Gene Ontology annotation, cellular component: chloroplast thylakoid membrane. The record is from RefSeq and is a predicted model, not a curated record.